AUGGCCUCUUCUGAUUCACCUGGGGUCGCAGCCAACCAUAAGUUGGACGGCACAGGAGCUCAAGAUGUAGUAACUGUCCGAGGUCAACAUUUUGAAGUGGGCCCGCGAUUCGUAGACCUUCGUUAUAUUGGUGAGGGUGCAUACGGAAUGGUUGUUUCUGCUUAUGAUCAGGAGCGGAAUGAAAAGGUGGCGAUCAAGAAAAUUUCUCCAUUUGAACAUCAGACAUACUGCCAAAGGACAUAUCGGGAGAUUCGUAUCCUCAGCAGACUGGAUCAUGAGAACAUAAUUCAGGUGUAUGACAUCAUCACCAGUUCAAAGUUCGAGGAUAUGAAGGAUGUUUAUAUUGUUGAAUGUUUCAUGGAGACAGACCUGCAUAGUCUCUUAAAAACGCAAAAACUGAGCAGUGAUCACAUUUGCUACUUUUUGUAUCAGAUGCUCAGAGGCCUGAAAUAUAUACAUUCAGCUAACGUACUACAUCGUGAUCUCAAACCGUGCAAUAUUUUGCUCAAUUCAUUGUGUGAUCUCAGG
Molecule: messenger RNA, 528 nt
Organism: Opisthorchis viverrini
Lineage: Eukaryota; Metazoa; Platyhelminthes; Trematoda; Opisthorchiida; Opisthorchiidae
Exons: 5
Biological process (GO): intracellular signal transduction; protein phosphorylation
Cellular component (GO): nucleus; cytoplasm
Molecular function (GO): MAP kinase activity; ATP binding
Source: RefSeq, a predicted model, not a curated record